Messenger RNA from Erythranthe guttata (spotted monkey flower), 1976 nucleotides. RefSeq lists its product as uncharacterized. Gene Ontology annotation, cellular component: plasmodesma; plasma membrane. NCBI's taxonomy places the organism in Eukaryota, Viridiplantae, Streptophyta, Magnoliopsida, Lamiales, Phrymaceae. The record is from RefSeq and is a predicted model, not a curated record.
AGGCAUAAACAACCCACUCUGUUCCCGACAUACAAUAUUCUCCCUCUCCUCGGCUCUGCUCUGCUCUAUCAUCAUCAGAAGAAGAAGAAAGCAUGUUAAUCAUGUUCAGGGCUGUGCAGCUUUUGUCCGUUGUCACUACUAGUUUUCUUUUUCUUUCAAACAUACCAUUUUCAUCUUCAUCCCAACACUCCCCCCCUUUUCCCACUCAUCACACAUCAUCGGCAGAGUUGAAGAGCGGGAGGGUGGUGCUUGAAUUAAUGGUUAAUAGGGGUAGAAGAGAGAGAUUUCUCAGUGGUGGUGGUGGUGAUUCGGAGGAACAACUAAACUCAAGUCUUCUUGUUUUGGCUGCAAAGACAACUUACAGGAAAGAUCCACUCAAUCAUUUUCACAAGUACACUGGUGGUUGGAACAUCAGCAAUCCCCACUACUGGGCUUCUGUAGCUUACACUGCUGUUCCAUUUUUCUUUAUUGGGGCAAUCUGGUUUGUGGUGUUCGGCAUUUCCUUGACUCUCAUAUGUCUCUGCUUCUGUUGCUGCCGAAAGGAGCCCUACGGCUAUUCUCGAAUUGCUUAUGCCCUCUCCCUCAUUCUCCUCACACUCUUCACAAUUGCUGCUAUUGUUGGAUGUGUUGUGUUGUACACGGGGCAGGGGAAAUAUCAUAGCAGUAGUAUGAGCACUUUGGAGUAUGUUGUACAGCAGGCAGACACCACUUCCGAGAAUCUUAGGAAUGUGUCUCAGUAUCUUGCUGCAGCCAAGCAAAUUAACGUUGAUCAAGUCUUUCUUCCUUCUAAUGUCCAAUCCGACAUUGAUCUCAUCCAGAACAAGAUCAACUCUUCUGCUAACAUACUUUCCUCUCAAACACAAGAUAAUUCUCAUAAAAUCAAGAAUGUCAUUGAAUCUGUGAGGCUGGCUCUUAUCGUACUCUCUGCUGUAAUGCUUCUUUUAACCUUCCUCGGAUUCGUGUUUUCAAUCUUUGGAAUGCAGUUUCUUGUCUACCUGUUGGUGAUUGCUGGAUGGAUUCUUGUGACUGCAACAUUCAUAUUGUGUGGCAUUUUUCUUCUUCUCCACAAUGUGACUGGAGAUACAUGUGUGGCGAUGAGUCAGUGGGUCGAAAAUCCAACAGCUCACACAGCACUAGACGAUAUACUGCCUUGUGUGGAUAAUGCAACCGCACAAGAGACAUUGACUAAGAGCAAGGAAGUAACAUCACAACUAAUCAACUUAAUGAACACCGUAAUCACUAAUAUAUCCAACAACAAUUUGCCCCCAAACGUGGCCCCAUUCUACUACAAUCAAUCUGGUCCGCCUGUCCCAAACCUAUGCAAUCCGUUCAAUCCUGACCUGACCGAUCGAGCUUGUACACCUGGCGAAGUGGAUCUCAGCAACGUUACACAGGUUUGGAGCGGGUAUGUGUGUGAAACGUCAGGAAAUGGGGUAUGCGUGACAAAGGGUCGUUUGACAAGGGAUAUGUAUAGUCAGAUGAGUGCAGGUGUGAAUGUGAGCUAUGGAUUGUACAAGUACGGACCGUUUUUGGUGAAUCUUGAGGAUUGUACAUUUGUGAGAGAAACGUUCACGGAUAUAAACGGGAGGUAUUGUCCUGGGCUGAGAAAGUACAGCCAGUGGAUAUACAUUGGGCUUGUGAUGGUUGCUACGGCCGUCAUGCUGUCUCUCUUGUUCUGGGUCAUUUACGGCAGAGAGAGGCGCCACCGAGUCUAUACCAAAGAGCACAUGCCACACCACCCUGCAGGUUUUCAAGCAGACAAAUAAUAUUCUAUAUAUAUAUACAUAAUCCUAGUUAUAUACAUAUGCGUAGCAGCUGAUGAGCUGCUGCUGUAAAUACUUACUGGCCGGCUGCUGCAGUUUGUAAAUGAAACAAAGUAAUCUGAAAUUGUUUUCCCUGUCCUCAACUAUUUUAUAUAUAUAUAUAUAUAUGUUAUUUUGUAAGAAGAAUAAACGAAGAUAAGAUGGAAUUAAUAA